Molecule: messenger RNA, 2448 nt
Organism: Cyphomyrmex costatus
Lineage: Eukaryota; Metazoa; Arthropoda; Insecta; Hymenoptera; Formicidae
Product: zinc finger MYM-type protein 1-like
Molecular function (GO): protein dimerization activity
Source: RefSeq, a predicted model, not a curated record
AUGCCCCGGGGAGUGCAUACAUCCAAAAGAAAAAGUGGAUUUCAGCAAAGGAAAGCCAAACAGGCUAGAAUGGAUGUAGCUCAGAGUAUGUCUGGAUUAAUUUUUAAAUAUGUUACAAAAACUGAUGACAGUCCAAAUGAUUUAGAUAAUAUCAGCUCAUCUUCAGAAAGCAACAUUGACAGGACAGAAUUAAUUAACACGAACAAAGAAGACGCUGAAAAUAAUAGUAACAAUACUAAUAGUGCUACUGAUGAGAAAGAUACUACUGACGUAAAUGAACCAUUUUCACACUUUAAGGAUGUGUCAGAAUGGAGUAUUCCUGUUCCAUACAAUGUUCGCAUUGAGAUAAUAAAAAAAGUAAGUGAAUAUUUUCAAAACAGAGAAGGACCAUUUGCCACUGUAUCUAGACACGGAACCAAAAUAAAAGGUGACGCUCGUCAUCUUUCAAAAGAUUGGUUUUAUAAAAUUAUGCCUAAUGGUGAAAAAAUCCUACGGUUAUGGAUGGUUUAUUCCCCUACCUCUAAUAACCUGUACUGCUUCUGCUGUCGUUUAUUUGCUAUGACCAAUAAUACCAAUGCGGGAACAUUUACGACUGGAUUUCAAAAGUGGUGGAAAUUAAAUCCGAAAGUGGCUGACCACGAAUGUACAAAUGAACAUCUAGAAAAUCUUGAGAAAUGGAAAACUUUGAAAAUGAGACUAAAAUUGAAUAAAACAAUAGAUGAUGCAGCUUUGCAAUUGAUGGAUACAGAAAAACAGAAGUGGAAGCAUCUUUUGACUAGAUUACUGGAUAUAACUUUAUUUCUGGCUAAACAAAACUUGGCAUUUCGUGGACAUGAUGAAGGACAAGAUUCUAAAAAUAAAGGCAAUUUUUUAGAAUUAGUAAAACUAUUGUCAAAGUAUGAUGUAGUGUUGAAAGAACACAUGAUGCAAUUGGAGCAAGAUAAAACUUCAAAAAUAUCAUAUUUGUCGCCAGAUAUACAGAAUGAAUUCAUUAAUGUUUUAUCAAACCAUGUGAAAACUAAGCUUGUCAACGAAAUUAAAUCGGCGAAAUAUUUUGGUAUUAUGUUUGAUAGCACACCUGACAUUUCACAUAUUGACCAAAUGUCUGAAGUGAUACGUUAUGUAAAAAUUGAAAAUAGAAAAGUGGACGUCAAAGAAGUAUUCCUUGGAUUUUUUCCUUUGAAAGGAAAAAAAGCCUCUGAUCUAAGCGAAGAAAUUCUUGAGAAGCUUAAGACAGACGAUUUAGAUAUUAUGAUGUGUCGUUCUCAAGGUUAUGACAAUGCUGCUGUUAUGAGCGGUGUGCACGGAGGAGUACAGUCCAUUAUUAAACAAAAAACAAUAAAGCUAUUUUUAUUGGUUGUAUUGAUCAUUCGAUUAAUUUGUGUGGUCAACAUUCAUUUGCCCAAAAUCCGUUGGGAAGUGCUUAUGAAACACAGCAAAUUAUCUGUUAAAAGACUCGCAACAACGCGUUGGAGUGCUCAUUACCGUGCAGUAAAAGCACUAGCAGAGAAUUUUGAAGGACUUGUAGACGCAAUUGAGGAGUUGUGUGAUGGACAAGAAAAUAUAGACACCAGAGGUGCUGCACAAAACCUCAUGCCUGCUGUGUGCAAUUACACUUUUUUAUGCUAUCUAUUUUUCUGGUAUGAUGUUCUUCGGGAAAUAAAUGCUGCACAGAUUGCAUUGCAAAGUAAAGGCUUGAUUGUUGACGAAACUGCUACAAAAAUAGAGGCACUUCGUCUUUAUAUCGAAGAAAAACGGGGUCACAUUGUGGAAGAGGCAAUAGAUAUUGCUACAAAAAAAUCAGAAGACUACGAUAUUUCAACAGAAAGACGAUUCCGUCGUAAAAAACGGGUUGUUGGUGAGAUAGCCAGCGAUGCAGGACUCACACUGAAAGAAGAACUUCAAAAAGAUAUGUUGGAAUGUCUUGACCGAUUCAGAGUUGAACUCCAGACAAGAUCGAAGUCUCUUCAAGAUGUGGCUUCAUUGUUCGAGAUCGUACAAACAAAUACUUUGCUUUUGGCGAAUACUGAAGAACUGAAAUUAGCUACAUCCAAAUUUACUGAUUUUUAUGAUGAGGUCUCAGAAACAGAAUUACUUUUGGAGAUACCAAGACUGCGAAGACACUUAAAAGCCGCUAAUGUUACAGUUUCUGCUUGGGUAUCUCUAGAUUUUUUAAAGUUUAUUGUAGAAUGGGAUUUUACAGAAUCUCUUCCAAAUCUUAUGAUUGCACUAAAAUUGUUCAUGACGGUUUGCGUCUCCGUAGCUUCAUGUGAAAGGAGUUUUAGUAAACUAAAAUUAACAAAAAACUAUUUGCGGGCAACAAUGACCCAAUCGCGGCUUAGCAAUCUUGGUAUAUUAGCCAUCGAACACGAGGCAAUACAAAAUAUAAAUUUUGAUGAAGUUAUUUCUGAGUUUGCAGCUGUCAAAGCUAGAAAGAAGAAAUUUUAA